Fonsecaea monophora is the source of this 1200-nucleotide messenger RNA. RefSeq lists its product as hypothetical. Gene Ontology annotation, cellular component: nucleus. Gene Ontology annotation, biological process: protein desumoylation. Gene Ontology annotation, molecular function: deSUMOylase activity. The transcript has a single exon. The record is from RefSeq and is a predicted model, not a curated record. Bases 1 to 1200 code for a protein of 399 amino acids. Lineage: Eukaryota; Fungi; Ascomycota; Eurotiomycetes; Chaetothyriales; Herpotrichiellaceae.
AUGAUAGCUGCCGGAGGCGGCGGCUCACCAGCCCCAGCUUCAAAGAAUACCCCCAAGAGCGAGGAAUCCACAAAAACAUCCGUAUCCCACGGUCGUGAUGCACAACUACAGUCAUCCGGCGAGAGAUCCCCCGGUAACAAGUCUGCCAUAGAAGAGACUGAGGAAGGAACAAAGGACGAUGUCAUUCCUCUUACAGAAGCAAGCACCGAGACGAUGGAAGCGCAGUCUGGUCUGUCCAACCAAGAAGCCGCUCCAGAACCAGACAACGUUGCAGACUCGAACAUACACACCUCAUCAAAGGACGAGAUCGGAUCACCCCUCGUAUCUACUGAAGCGACAACUGCUACCACUUCAACUCCAGUUGACCUCACGGAUGACAACGACGAAGAGGCAGCAAACCCAUCAUCUACGACUACGACGUCUGGGCGCUCCACUCCAGAGAGACAGCUUGCUCAGCUGAAGCUAGAUGAUGAGAAAUUUCGCACCCCAGAACGCUCAACUCCUAAAGCGACACCGCAUUCACUCGAGAAUACUACCCGAAAGACCCGAGGCGACGCCAAACGUGAGAAGCUAGAGAGUGAGAAGAAGAAUCGCUGUAACCUCGUUCCCCUCACAGCAGAAUGGGAAGAAAAGGUCCGACACACUUUGCGACACGGACAUGGGGAAUACCAGUCGACAGACUUUGCCCGUGUUGUUCCUCCCACUACAAACAACAAUGGCACCGCCGCGUGGCUCAAUGACGAAGUGAUCAACGGAUACCUCGGACUCGUCGUCAAGCACGGCCGAGCAGACGAUCGCCCAACUCAAACCCCGUCAUACCACAACUUCUCAACAUUCUUCUACAACACCCUUGUUCAAAAAGGGUACGAAGGUAUCAAGCGCUGGGCCAACCGUGCAAAGAUCGGCGGAAAGAGCCUCCUUGAGGUUCAGUCGGUCUUCAUCCCAAUCAACAGCGGCGCCCAUUGGACGCUGCUUGUCGUGUCCGGAAAGGACCGUAGUGCAACGCACUACAAUUCGAUGAGCGGAACGGCGACAAGUACAUCGCUGCCAUCAAGAUCUGGCUUGCGGGCGAGCUCGGCGCCCACUACAACGAGAAGGAGUGGACGUUCAAAGAGCAGGGCGAAAGCCCAGUCCAGUCCAACAUGGACGACUGCGGCGUGUUCACCAUCACGUCCGCCCGGCAGAUCAUGCUGGGCUUAA